This is a messenger RNA of Cyprinus carpio (common carp), 547 nucleotides long. Its product is annotated as SLC35A4 upstream open reading frame protein-like. The record is from RefSeq and is a predicted model, not a curated record. Lineage: Eukaryota; Metazoa; Chordata; Actinopteri; Cypriniformes; Cyprinidae.
AAAAUAAAAGAAAAUAUAUUCAAGUGAAGCGCGAACAGUCAGGCGUGGUUUGUGGUGUUCGAGUGAGUCGUCGUGAUUCAGACCGGAUGAGUCGAGCGCAGAUUGAAUCGUUUGUCAUUUCUACAGUAUGGCGGAGGACAAGGAUCCGGUGACUCGACUGAAGGAUUUGGUUGAGCUCAAAGACCAGCUGGAGGAGAUCCAGAAGAAGGUGGAGAAUGAGGUUCAAGCUGGAGUUCCUCAGGGUGGCUCACUGUUAGCAUCUCCUUUCCUGAAAGGAUUCCUGGCCGGGUGUGUGGUUUCCAGACUGCGUUCCUCAGCCGUCCUGGGAGUGGCUUUGGGAACCUUGACAGGAAUCCACGCCGCUCAGAACUACGAGGUGCCCAACAUCGAGACAAGCCUACGAGACUUCCUGAACUCUCUGAAGAAAGGACCGAGUGAUUAAGAGUUCGUUAGCAACCUGAUUCAGACUGAAGAGGAACACAUGCGUCAUUGCUGCUUGCUUUUGUGUAAUUCAGCUCACAUCGGAGCGCCUUCCCUGAUGAAUUAG